Frankliniella occidentalis (western flower thrips) is the source of this 975-nucleotide messenger RNA. RefSeq lists its product as uncharacterized. The transcript has 2 exons. Bases 1 to 573 code for a protein of 190 amino acids. NCBI's taxonomy places the organism in Eukaryota, Metazoa, Arthropoda, Insecta, Thysanoptera, Thripidae. The record is from RefSeq and is a predicted model, not a curated record.
AUGGAUCAUACCGAUGAAGUUCCACUAUCGUUUGGCGAUUUAAAUAUUGGGCAAUUGUACCCAAUAAAGGAAGCCACCAAGGAAAACAGGAAUUUCAAUGGAAAAUUGGUGGAAAGUGUGAAGCUUGAUAUAUCUGACUCACCCUUAUUAAAAACUGUUACUUAUGUUCCAUCUGGCAUUUUGAAAUUUGCUCAAGAUAAUAUUGAUGCCAUUAAUCAAGCUAGUGCAUCAGGAAAAUGUUAUAAUGCAUGCUUUUAUGGUCUGAUAGAUGGGCCCAAUAGAAGCAAACGAUUUAUUGGGCGCAUUCAUAAACCUGAUGAAGUUGUGUCCCAAGAUGAAUUGUUGAAACUAGUUGAGAAGACCAAUGCAAUGGUAAAUAAGAAGCGGGUAUCCAGUAAUCUGAGUGGAGAUGCAGGUUGUUCAUCUUCACCCACGAAAAUUAUUAAAUUGGAACCAUCGGCUGCAGCUUCAAGUGUUUCUCCUGAGAAAGAAGUACCUGCGUCUCCAGCUGUUUCUAUUGUCAACGAAUCGAAUGUUGUUUCUUCUGGGUCUUUAAAUUCCAAGUCAGAUUAAUUACUGAGUUGUAUAUGGGUGUUUACAUCGUGUUGCAUUAUCAUAUUGUGCUUUAUUAUUUAUGUGUAAAGUGUUAAUGUUAUAAAUGCAAUAAUGAUAUGUGUAUGAUAUGGUUAUAGGUGUCUGUUAUAUAUAUGUUGAAUAUUCAUACAUCAUAUUUGGAUAAUAUGUUGUAUUGUCAAUUGUUCACAUCUGGAAAUAAAUAUUAUUAUGAGCUGUAAGAUGUUUCUGUUUCUUAAUUCAAAUAAUUUAAUUGACCUGAAUAAAUCCACCAUUUGUGGUGUCUUGAAUUUUAUCAUUUUAAAGGGAAUUCAGAUAAAGUGAAGUUUGAGGUAAUGAGGAAAAUAAGAAUGAGAAGUACGAAUAAAGUUUAAUGUUCAACGUCACUAAGGAAUUACAUAC